GACGUCACCGUCACCCGUGUCGGGGCCGGGGGGGUUAUGGUGGUCUUUGUGGUGCGCUCCGCGCUGGCGCAGGGCUCACGGCGCUUCGCAGCGCUCCGCAGCACCCGCAGGCACCGGCCGCCGCCUUCAGCCCCCUCCGACACGGUCCCUGCCAGCCCAUGAAGUGACUCAGGCGGGUGGCACAGCCCCUGCUCCUGCCAUAGCCGCCGCACCGGGCACCGAGGUUUCACAUGGGGAACCUUCUAAAAGUGUUGACUUAUAACGAGCUUGACCAAGGCCCUAAUUUUUUCCUUGACUUUGAAAGUGAGAUGGGAUUUUUAUUUCCCUUUUUCGUUCCGUGCUUCUCCUGAGUUCCACAUCCUCACCAUUUUGAGUUCUCCUCCCCGCCGCCCAUCGCAUCGCGCCCAUCCCAGACGUCCUCCCCUCACCUUUGCUGUCCAGGGGUCUCCCCGGGGAGGGGGGGGCCGCGGCCGCAGACCCAUGGCCGGGGGCUAUCGCUCCCCACCUCUUCCCCGGGGCAGUUUGCAGCCCGUCGGGGCUGGGGGCUGCUCGAGGACCCCCCCCCCCCCGUCUGCAGGACCACGGUCGCAGGGCAGCCAGGACUCACCCCCACCCUCCUCAGCCUCUGGCUUGGCUCAGUCUUGAGCAAGGAGAUGGACGAGGGGGAGAAACCCGCCAGGAAGGGCUUUGGGCCGGCGGGGGAGCCGCGGGAGCGGGGCGCUGCUCCCCACCUCGGCUCUCGCCUCUCGGGGCCCCGCUCAGAGCCCUCCGGGUUUCUCUCCCCGGGGGUCUGCCCUGCAGAUGCGCAGCCGACGGCGGCCGAGACUGCGGUGUGGAACCCGGUGAACGCGGUGCUGGAGGAGGCGCAGGCGGUGCUGGCCGAGCUCCAGUCCUACACGGGCGCGGGGCAGGAGAUCCGGGAGGCCAUCCAGAACCCCGCGGACCCGCGGCUGCAGGAGCGCGCCUGGGGCGCCGUCUGCCCGCUCGUCGCGAAGCUGAAGCGCUUCUAUGAGUUCUCCCUGCGCCUGGAGAACGCGCUGCGGAGCCUGCUGGAGGCCCUCACCAGCCCCCCGUACGCCCCGACCCAGCACCUCGAGCGGGAGCAAGCCUUGGCCAAGCAGUUCGCAGAGAUCCUGCACUUCACCCUCAGCUUCGAUGAGCUCAAGAUGACCAACCCUGCCAUCCAGAAUGACUUCAGCUACUACAGAAGGACCAUCAGCCGAAACCGCAUCAACAACCUGCAGCUUGAGGCAGAGAGCGAGGUGAACAACGAAAUGGCCAACAGGAUGUCCCUUUUCUACGCCGAGGCCACCCCCAUGCUCAAAACACUCAGCAACGCCACCACCAAGUUCGUUUCCGAGAACAAGACGCUGCCAAUCGAGGACACGACCGACUGCCUGAGCACCAUGGCCUGCGUCUGCAGGGUGAUGCUGGAAACCCCAGAAUACCGGAGCCGCUUCACCAACACCGAGACCCUCCUCUUCUGCAUGCGGGUCAUGGUUGGUGUCAUCAUCCUCUACGACCACGUCCACCCCGUGGGGGCUUUUGCAAAGACCUCCAAGAUCGAUAUGAAAGGCUGCAUUAAAGUCUUGAAGGACCAACCCUCAACAAGCACCGAGGGGCUCCUGAACGCUCUGAGGUACACCACGCGGCACCUCAACGACGACACCACCUCCAAACAGAUCCGGGCGCUGCUGCAGUGAGCGACCCCGCGCACGUCCCCGGCUCGGCGAUGCCAUGACCAUAGCGCUCAUCUUGUACAGAGGGACAAGGAGGGAUGCGCCGAAAGGCAGAGAGAUAAAAGCAGCCCGAGGCUGUGCCCGGGGGGACCCCUCCUCCCAAAUCCCCCCCCCCGCUGGACACGAGGUGCGGGUGGCACCAUGGGGACACCGCAAUCAGGUGCUGGGGCUGGGCAGCGUCACCCCUAACCCCAUCGUCAUCCCGAGGAGGAGGAGCAAGCAUCCCUGCAGACCUGCGCUGACCGGUGGCAACGGCUCGGUCUCCUCUCAUAGACUUUGAAUGAGAGCAAUUAAAUCUCCACUCACCUUU
Molecule: messenger RNA, 2049 nt
Organism: Pezoporus occidentalis (night parrot)
Lineage: Eukaryota; Metazoa; Chordata; Aves; Psittaciformes; Psittacidae
Product: CYFIP-related Rac1 interactor A-like
Exons: 11
Coding region: 654-1703 (349 amino acids)
Biological process (GO): regulation of actin filament polymerization
Molecular function (GO): small GTPase binding
Source: RefSeq, a predicted model, not a curated record